Molecule: messenger RNA, 5473 nt
Organism: Suncus etruscus (white-toothed pygmy shrew)
Lineage: Eukaryota; Metazoa; Chordata; Mammalia; Eulipotyphla; Soricidae
Gene: CADPS
Product: calcium dependent secretion activator
Exons: 29
Coding region: 515-4435 (1306 amino acids)
Biological process (GO): dense core granule exocytosis; positive regulation of exocytosis; synaptic vesicle exocytosis
Cellular component (GO): glutamatergic synapse
Source: RefSeq, a predicted model, not a curated record
CCCACUCUUCCAGCCACCCUUUGCGCCGCGGACACGGGAGAGUUAAGCCAAUAAACACGUAAGCGCCGCUCCCUCUCCAAUCGUCAAGAUGCCUCUUCUCCAGCUCUGGGCUGCACCGACAGCUUGCCACACUCGGCAUCUUUUCUGGAGGCGCCUCCUUCAGCGGCUGCAGAUGGUCUCCGGCGGAGGGCUCGGAGCUUGCCAUUGAUUUCUCCAUCCCUGGGCCAUCUGGGGAGGGGGUCUCGGACGCACCCCUUUCUCUCCCCAUCCUGGUGGUUCCUGGGGUCUGCAUCCUGCUCCCCAUCAGUUGCUCAGCUGCAACUGCACCAGCACCAGCAGAAGCAGCAGCAGCAGCAGCAGCGGCCACAACAGCCAAGCUCGCUCCCAGCUUGCUAUCCAGCCCGAAGCGCCCAUCCCGGAGAGAGAGAGACCCCCUAGCUGCCUCCAGCGUACCCCCCAACCUUUUGUGCCCCAAAUCGGGGGCUCCUAGGAACCCCCCUAUCCCGGCGCCACCAUGCUGGACCCUUCGUCCAGCGAAGAGGAAUCGGAUGAGAUCCAGGAGGAGGAGAGCGGCAAGGAGGUGCUGGGCUCGGCCGGGUCCGGGGCGCGCCUGUCUCCCAGCCGAACCAGCGAGGGUUCGGGCGGCGGCGCCGGGCUGGGGGGCGGCGGAGGGGCCGGGGCCGGGCUGGGCGCUGGUGGCGGCGCCGGGGGCAGCGGCGGGAGCAGCGGCAGCGGCGGUGGGGCCGGGGGACUGCAACCCAGCAGCCGUGCCGGAGGUGGCCGGCCUUCCAGCCCCAGCCCGUCCGUGGUGAGCGAGAAGGAGAAGGAGGAGUUGGAGCGGCUGCAGAAGGAGGAAGAGGAGAGGAAGAAGAAGCUGCAGCUCUAUGUGUUCGUGAUGCGCUGCAUCGCCUACCCCUUCAAUGCCAAACAGCCCACCGACAUGGCUCGCCGGCAGCAGAAGAUCAGUAAACAGCAACUUCAGACUGUCAAGGACCGGUUUCAGGCUUUCCUCAACGGAGAAACCCAGAUUGUGGCUGACGAAGCCUUCAUGAAUGCAGUGCAGAGCUAUUAUGAGGUAUUCCUGAAGAGUGACCGAGUGGCCCGCAUGGUACAGAGUGGGGGCUGUUCGGCCAAUGACUCUCGAGAAGUCUUCAAGAAACACAUCGAGAAGCGGGUGCGCAGCUUGCCGGAAAUUGAUGGCCUGAGCAAGGAGACUGUGUUGAGUUCAUGGAUGGCCAAGUUUGAUGCCAUCUAUCGUGGAGAAGAGGAUCCCAGGAAGCAGCAGGCCCGAAUGACGGCCAGUGCAGCAUCAGAGCUGAUUCUGAGCAAAGAACAACUCUAUGAGAUGUUCCAGAACAUUCUGGGAAUCAAGAAAUUUGAGCAUCAGCUUCUUUACAAUGCUUGCCAGCUGGACAAUCCAGAUGAGCAAGCUGCCCAGAUCAGACGAGAACUGGAUGGACGACUCCAGAUGGCAGAUCAAAUAGCCAGGGAACGCAAAUUUCCCAAGUUUGUAUCCAAAGAAAUGGAAAACAUGUACAUCGAAGAGCUGAAGUCAUCAGUCAACUUACUUAUGGCCAAUUUGGAAAGUAUGCCUGUGUCCAAAGGAGGCGAGUUUAAGCUCCAGAAACUCAAACGCAGCCACAACGCUUCUAUCAUCGACAUGGGCGAGGAAAGUGAGAAUCAGCUGUCCAAGUCAGACGUUGUGUUAUCUUUCUCCUUGGAGGUGGUGAUCAUGGAAGUUCAAGGGCUCAAAUCCUUGGCCCCUAAUCGAAUUGUGUAUUGCACAAUGGAGGUAGAAGGAGGAGAAAAACUUCAGACCGAUCAAGCUGAAGCAUCAAAACCAACUUGGGGCACCCAGGGUGAUUUCUCGACAACCCAUGCACUGCCUGCUGUAAAAGUCAAGCUGUUCACAGAGAGCACAGGUGUCUUGGCUUUAGAGGACAAAGAACUUGGAAGGGUUAUUCUCCAUCCCACCCCAAACAGUCCCAAACAGUCAGAAUGGCACAAAAUGGCUGUCUCCAAGAAUUGCCCAGAUCAAGACCUCAAAAUCAAACUUGCAGUCAGGAUGGAUAAGCCUCAGAACAUGAAGCAUUCUGGGUAUCUAUGGGCCAUCGGUAAGAAUGUCUGGAAGAGAUGGAAGAAAAGGUUUUUUGUAUUGGUGCAGGUCAGUCAGUACACUUUUGCUAUGUGCAGUUAUCGGGAGAAAAAGGCGGAGCCUCAGGAACUUCUUCAACUGGAUGGAUACACUGUGGAUUACACUGACCCCCAGCCAGGUUUGGAAGGCGGUCGAGCAUUCUUCAAUGCAGUCAAAGAAGGAGACACAGUAAUAUUUGCAAGCGAUGAUGAGCAAGAUCGCAUUUUGUGGGUCCAAGCCAUGUAUCGGGCCACAGGACAGUCACACAAGCCUGUGCCCCCAACCCAAGUACAGAAACUCAAUGCCAAGGGAGGGAAUGUCCCUCAGCUGGAUGCCCCCAUCUCCCAAUUUUACGCAGAUAGAGCUCAAAAACAUGGCAUGGAUGAAUUUAUCUCUUCCAACCCCUGUAACUUUGACCACGCUUCCCUCUUUGAGAUGGUGCAACGCCUUACUUUGGAUCACAGACUUAAUGAUUCCUAUUCUUGCCUGGGCUGGUUCAGUCCUGGUCAGGUGUUUGUACUUGAUGAGUAUUGUGCCCGUAAUGGAGUCCGAGGGUGUCACCGACAUCUCUGCUACCUCAGAGACUUGCUUGAACGAGCAGAAAAUGGCGCCAUGAUUGAUCCCACCCUCCUUCACUACAGCUUUGCCUUUUGUGCAUCCCAUGUCCACGGGAACAGGCCUGAUGGAAUUGGAACUGUGACUGUGGAAGAAAAGGAACGUUUUGAAGAAAUCAAAGAGAGACUCCGAGUUUUGCUGGAAAAUCAGAUUACACAUUUUAGGUAUUGCUUCCCAUUUGGUCGACCUGAAGGUGCUUUGAAAGCUACUCUCUCACUCUUGGAAAGGGUUCUAAUGAAAGAUAUUGUGACCCCUGUGCCACAAGAGGAGGUAAAAACUGUCAUCCGUAAAUGUCUAGAACAGGCUGCUUUAGUCAACUAUUCUCGGCUUUCAGAGUAUGCCAAAAUUGAAGAGAAUCAAAAGGAUGCAGAAAAUGUAGGCCGGUUACUCACUCCUGCCAAAAAGCUUGAAGAUACAAUACGUCUUGCUGAACUAGUCAUUGAGGUUCUCCAACAAAAUGAGGAACACCAUGCAGAGCCACAUGUUGAUAAAGGAGAAGCUUUUGCAUGGUGGUCAGACUUGAUGGUGGAGCAUGCUGAGACCUUCCUAUCACUCUUUGCUGUGGACAUGGAUGCAGCGUUAGAAGUGCAACCCCCAGAUUCAUGGGACAGCUUUCCACUGUUUCAACUGCUGAAUGAUUUUCUUCGUACAGAUUAUAAUUUGUGCAAUGGAAAAUUUCACAAACACCUGCAAGACCUGUUUGCCCCACUUGUGGUUAGAUAUGUGGAUUUAAUGGAGUCUUCAAUUGCACAAUCCAUUCACAGGGGCUUUGAGCGGGAGUCAUGGGAACCAGUCAAUAAUGGAUCAGGCACUUCAGAAGAUCUGUUCUGGAAACUUGACGCACUUCAGACCUUUAUUCGGGACUUACACUGGCCCGAAGAAGAGUUUGGAAAGCACUUAGAACAAAGGCUAAAGCUGAUGGCAAGUGACAUGAUUGAGUCUUGUGUCAAAAGAACCAGGAUUGCAUUUGAAGUUAAGCUGCAAAAAACCAGUCGAUCAACAGAUUUUCGAGUCCCACAGUCAAUAUGCACCAUGUUUAAUGUUAUGGUUGAUGCCAAAGCUCAAUCAACAAAACUUUGCAGCAUGGAAAUGGGCCAAGAGCAUCAAUACCAUUCAAAAAUAGAUGAGCUAAUUGAAGAAACUGUUAAAGAAAUGAUAACACUCCUGGUGGCAAAGUUUGUUACUAUCUUGGAAGGAGUGCUGGCAAAAUUAUCCAGAUAUGAUGAAGGAACCUUGUUUUCUUCUUUUUUGUCGUUUACGGUGAAGGCAGCUUCCAAAUAUGUGGAUGUACCUAAACCCGGGAUGGAUGUGGCCGACGCCUACGUGACUUUCGUUCGCCACUCUCAGGAUGUCCUUCGUGAUAAGGUCAAUGAGGAGAUGUAUAUAGAAAGGUUAUUUGAUCAAUGGUACAACAGCUCCAUGAACGUGAUCUGCACCUGGUUGACGGACCGAAUGGACUUACAGCUUCACAUUUAUCAGUUGAAAACACUAAUUAGGAUGGUAAAGAAAACCUAUAGAGAUUUUCGAUUGCAAGGAGUCCUGGAUUCUACCUUAAACAGCAAGACCUAUGAAACCAUCCGGAAUCGUCUGACUGUAGAGGAAGCCACCGCAUCAGUGAGUGAGGGAGGUGGCCUACAGGGGAUCAGCAUGAAGGACAGCGACGAGGAAGAUGAAGAAGAUGAUUAGAAUGAGUAGGCCUAGCGUCUACUAGGACGGAGUCCUGUAAUCAAUGCAUGUCCUUAGUCUGUUAGUUAACCCCGUUAGGGAAUUUCUGUCAAAUACCAUGCCCAUGAAGUGUUUACCAAAACAAUUGCCAUUUUAGCUCUGUGAUACCAAGAUGAAUAGCAAAUGUCCUUUGAAUCCACAAUUUCCAGUUUCCAUGUCUAUCUGUUUACAAGCAAUAUGGAGCACCCUUCCUUAAAUACUGUUCCUGGAGAAUAUAGUCUAAUUCCUAGGUGUGUCCCUGUUAUCAGCAAAUUAAAUGAUGCUUCAUUAAUGUACUGUGUAUGCACUGAUGGUAAAUGGAUGUGAGGGCAAGUUCAAGUAUUUUUCCUUUGUUGUUUCACAAAUGUGGAUGCCAGUUAUAUAAACAAGUACUAUAAAUCAUGACACAUAAAAGAACUUUGGUUUUAAAAAAUGAAAGGUAAGGCUCCAAAAACCAACAUUGGUUCUUUAUGUUCCCUUAUAAUGAUUUAUUGAAUCCCUAGUAUUCUUGUUGACCCAAUCCUUCACUUAUCCCAUCUAGUUAGCCUAAAAGAAUGGCUACUGAUCAAUGGAUUGAUCCUAUUCAUUGCCACAGCAAGGGCGAUCCUGUCACGAGUUAACAUCAAACACAGUUCAGAGUAACUGUCUUCUAUCACAGAUUAUCCUAUUAAAUGUUACAUUUUGCUUUUACGUUUCAAUAACUGUGUAUGUAAAAAAAAAAAAACCCCUGAAUAUUUAAAUCGCAAUCUUAGACUACAAUUGUGUUUAUAAGAUAUGGGUAUUUCUUUCCAUAGAUUGUAACCAUAAUUUAAAUUAUUUUGUUCCAUACUGUUUUUUAUAUUUGCCCAUGUACAUUGCAUUUUGAUCUGUAACUGCAUGACCAUGGGGUCCUCUGCAGAGCUGUCUCUUUCUGUGUAAACGAGUGGAUCCAUCUUGCUUUCGCCUUAUAUAAAGCCUACAGUUAAGAAAGUGUGGCACACUGUGGCUUCUCAAUAAAUAACUAUUCCAAUAUCCUAGGAA